AUGGGAAAUACAGAGAGUAACGUUACGAGUGGUGUAAAAAAACAAGCGGGAACAUCCGAACAACCAUUGUACAAAUUAGUCGGUUUAAAAGGUGGAGGUCUUUUGGUCGACAUGAUGAAAAGAGCGACACAAACGAAACAAUAUGCUGAAUUAGAUCACGCGAUCAAAACAAAAAUUGAACCUUUUUUAUAUAACAAAGGAAAAGGAAGAUUGAUACCCAUAUCACAGUUGGUACUUUUAAGAAACUGCGAAAGAUCUAGAACAAAAUUGCUUCCGCUUCUUAAAAACAUGGAAGAUCCAGAAUCUGAAUUUGACAUGGAUCGUGAUGGAAAUCCUGGAGAUUUUCAACCGGCUCCAGAUGGCGUACAAGAAGAUUUUCACGAUUACAAUAAAAAAUAUAGAGACGUUUGUUGGGAUUUGAAAAAAAGGGGAGCCGUGGGAGAAACAUGCCUUCACCUGUGCAUGCUUAAUGCCACGUCAAUCCACGCGGAUUUAGCUAAAAGAUUAUUAAAAUUUUAUCCGAAACUUAUAAAUGACAUUUACAUGUCGGACGAAUAUUACGGUGAAAGCGUUCUUCACGUGGCAAUAGUAAAUGAAGAUCCUGCCAUGGUUAAAUAUUUACUCGAUAGCGGUUCUAAUUUUCACGAACGUUGUUUUGGAAAUUUCAUGUGUCCAGAAGAUCAAAAAGCAACAAGAACGGAUUCUCUCGAUCAUGAAUAUGUUAAUUUAUCAACGGAAACUAAUUACGAAGGAUACGUUUAUUGGGGAGAAUAUCCGUUAAGUUUUGCAGCUUGUUUGGGACAAGAAGAAAGUUAUCGUUUGAUGCUUGCCAAGGGUGCCAAUCCCGAUAAUCAAGAUACAAAUGGCAACACUGUUUUACACAUGCUCGUCAUACAUAAUAAAUUGCCCAUGUUUGACGUGGCUUAUGAAGUUGGCGCCAAUUUAUCGUUAAAAAAUGCAAAAUGUCUAACGCCACUUACACUUGCGGCAAAAUUAGCAAGAGUCGAACUUUUUUUUCAUAUUUUAAACAUAGAAAGAGAAAUUUAUUGGCAAAUAGGGAGCAUAACGUGUGCGGCAUAUCCGUUAUCACAAAUCGAUACGAUUGAUAUCGAAACCGGAAACAUAAGUAAAAAUUCAGCGUUAAAUUUAGUCGUUUUCGGAGAAAAAGACGAACAUUUAGAACUCAUGGAUGGAGUAUUGGUAGAUUUAUUAGUCGCAAAAUGGAACACCUACGUUAAAUUCAGAUUCUACAGGCAAUUUAUAUCUUUUUUUUUCUAUUUUCUUAUCUCUGUUAUCUGUUUUACACUUCGACCCGGUCCUCCGACAGGAACAACAACAACAACAAACGGUAUCGUCGUUUUAAAUAAUAAUAACAACAACAUAACGUCCGUUGUUGAUAAUUCAAAUAACGUUACCACCACCACCGCCACAACUACUGCCACGUCAUAUUCUUUUCCUGGUCACGUGAUAGUGACACUUUUAUCGUAUGAUAAAUACGAAGAUAAAAUACGUAUAAUAUCAGAAUUAGCGAUGGAAAUCGGAUCUGUUUUGUAUUUGUUAGGAGCAUUGAGAGAAGCUAAAUUUUUAGGGAUUCACAUGUUUAUUGAAAAUUUGAUGACAGCUCCGUCGAGAGUUUUAUUUUUAGGUUCUUGUUGCAUAAUGCAAUUCGUACCUUGGCUCAGGAUCACGUGUAAAGAAGAAACGGAAGAUAUCGUUGCCGUUAUCAUUAUGUUAACGACGGCUCCAUAUUUUUUAUUUUUUUGCAGAAAAAUGAACGACCCCGUUUUUCUUUUUCUUUUUUUUUUAAUAAAAAAAAUUUUUUUUCUAAUUUUUUUUUUUUUUUUUUUUACAAAGCCAACUUAUUAUAUAAUAUUCCUUUCGUUUGAUAAUCCAAAAACUCCCGAUGGAGUCGACGAUUCUGGAACAAAUCCAAUGCAAAGCCCAGUUGAAUCCAUAAUGGCAAUGUUUUUAAUGUCUCUGACAAAUUUUGGAGAAUAUUACGGUGCAUUCGAAAAGACUGAACACGAAUUUGUUGCAAAGUUAAUGUUUGUCGUUUACAUGGCUAUCGUUGCUAUAUUACUCGUUAACAUGUUGAUCGCCAUGAUGGGUAAUACGUAUCAAAAAAUAGCAGAAACGAGAAACGAAUGGCAAAGACAAUGGGCAAGAAUUGUUUUGGUUGUUGAAAGAGGUGUGAGUCCUCAAGAAAGGUUAAAAAAAUUAAUGCUUUAUUCUCAGCCUAUGUCUGACGGAAGAAGAGCAUUAGUUUUACGAUUGCAUCAAACGCCAGAAGACAAAGAAGAAAUGAAAGAAAUAUUAGAUAUGAAAAGAAUACACAAUAGAACGGUUCAAAGGCGAAAAGCUAAAGAAAAUAAAAAUGUCACGUUUGCUGGUACCCCUAAAAAUGGCAUUAAAAAUCGUUUGCUCGGUCCCGUUCCCCCAUUAAAAAGCAUACCGUCAAAACCUAAAAUUUAA
Messenger RNA from Pediculus humanus corporis (human body louse), 2472 nucleotides. RefSeq lists its product as uncharacterized. Gene Ontology annotation, biological process: calcium ion import across plasma membrane. Gene Ontology annotation, molecular function: protein binding; calcium channel activity. The record is from RefSeq and is a predicted model, not a curated record. The transcript is spliced from 16 exons. Bases 1 to 2472 code for a protein of 823 amino acids. Gene Ontology annotation, cellular component: membrane. NCBI's taxonomy places the organism in Eukaryota, Metazoa, Arthropoda, Insecta, Psocodea, Pediculidae.